AUGACUACCAGCCCCAGAGCAAAGGGCCUGGAGCAAGCGGAAUGGGGAGGGGAGGUGGGCAGUGGUGCAGGAGCCCUAAGCUGGAGCCCAAAGGCCAACAUUUGUGUCCUUUUUCUGCCCCCAAGAUGUCCCUGUGUCGCUAGAGAGCUGCGGCUGCAGCUGGAGUCCUCUCAGGCCACCGUGACAAUGCUGCAGAAACAGCUGGCCGAGCAUCAGAGGGAGGCUCAGGCUGCACAGCUGCAACUACAGGAGCAGAGACAAGAGAGAGAAAAACUUCUGGUCAAGCUGGAGGACCAGAGGCGAGACCUGGAACGCCGCAAAGCCUCUGAAGAGAUGUUGGGAAGGGAAAAGGAGGCCUUGCAGACCAGGAUGCAGGAUCUGACUCAAAGAGCAGAUCUUUCCUCCCUGGAAAUAGAAAGACUCAAAGCCACCAACACAGAACUGCAGAGACACCAGGGUCUCUUGGAGCAGCAGGAAGAGGAGAUGUUGAGGAAAGAGGAGAGGAGUCAAAAGGAGUUGGAAGCCGGCCAGAGGAGCCUGAAGCAAUUAGAGGAGAAGAUCUCGGGCCUGAAGCAAGAGCUGGUGACGGUGAAGGAGUCCCUGAACCAGGCAGUCCUGGAGAAGGAGGUCCUGGAGAGCCAGAAGGAAGGCCUCCGCUGCUCUCUCGCCCAGGUAGAGGCCAGCAGCGCCCAACUAGAGUCACAAAUAACCAAGAUGAGAACUGAAGACACAGAACGAAGGGACUCCUUGGUCAAGAUGGCAGCCCUGACGGAGAGCCUGGCUCAAGACAAGGUCAGCCUGAACCGGGUGAUCCUACAGUUGGAACAGGAGAAGAACCAGUGGCUAGACCGGCAAUGGCAACUGGAACAAGAGGUGAGCCGCCUUCGGGAUCAGCUUGCUCAUCUGAGUCAGGAGCUGGACCACAUCCAGAGGGAGAAGCAGGGUCUAGAUCAAAGCUUGCAGAUGGCAGAGGAGGAAAGGGGGAACCUGGAGGAAGAGAUGACACUGCUUCAGAGAGAGAAAGUCCAGCUUCAUGAGCGACUUAUGCAGGUAAGCUGUCAGAAGCAUACUUUGGAAGGACAACUAGACCACAGCCAGCAAGAGAUAAAGAUGCAUGCUGACACUCUCCAGCAAACCAUACUAGAAAAAGAAGAAAUAUCUAAGGAAAAAAUACGACUUGUGGCGGAACACACAUCCUUGGAAAGACAGAAUCGAGUCCUGGUAGAGGACAGGGCUGCUUUCAGUCCCAUCACGGGCCACGUCUCGGUCCCUCAGCCUCCACAAGGUCUCUUGCCUCGGCUCCCUCCAUUAUUCUCACCAGCCUGCUCCCAGAUGGCAUCAUCCCUCACCUUCAGCCUCCUCAUCACCUUCCCUGUUCCCAGUGUCUCCCUUCUGUCCCCCAGAAGCUGCCAAACUGAUACCUGCAAAGGCAGCUCCGACCCCGUCCCUUCCCCUCCCAGAAGCCUACGCGUCUCCCCACUGACUCCGACACCCAAAAGAACACCUUGA
This is a messenger RNA of Antechinus flavipes (yellow-footed antechinus), 1509 nucleotides long. Its product is annotated as ciliary rootlet coiled-coil protein 2-like. The record is from RefSeq and is a predicted model, not a curated record. The transcript is spliced from 8 exons. Bases 1 to 1509 code for a protein of 502 amino acids. NCBI's taxonomy places the organism in Eukaryota, Metazoa, Chordata, Mammalia, Dasyuromorphia, Dasyuridae.